Molecule: messenger RNA, 1032 nt
Organism: Carassius carassius (crucian carp)
Lineage: Eukaryota; Metazoa; Chordata; Actinopteri; Cypriniformes; Cyprinidae
Product: fucolectin-like
Exons: 5
Coding region: 424-960 (178 amino acids)
Source: RefSeq, a predicted model, not a curated record
AAUGAAGAUUACUUUGAGAAGAUGCUUUAAAAAUCCCCUUUGAGAUCUAAUGCCUGAUGUGAAUAAAAUGAUGGUGACUUGUUACUGGCCUUUAUUCUUGAAACAUUUUCAGAGAACGCAGCACUUUGGGGAAAAACUAGUGAGUCAUCAGAUUAUGGAUUCUGGCUACCUACUCAUGCUAUUGAUGGAUUGUUAAACACCUGGGCCCACACCAAAUUAGAGACUGACCCCUGGUGGAGAGUGGACCUACUGAAAGUCUACAGAGUGAACAGAGUCACCAUCACCAAUAGAUAUAACUAUGCUUCUAGGAUUAAUGGGGCAGUGAUUCGUAUUGGAAACUUUCUGGACGUUUACAGCAACACCAUAUGCGGUGUGAUUUCUACUCUUGCGGACAAUGCCACAGCCACUUUCUCAUGCGGUGGGAUGGUGGGACGUUACGUGGUUAUUCACCUUCCCGGAGACGAAAAGUUUCUUACCCUUGCUGAAGUUGGAGUCUACGGGUAUUUGGCAGGAAAUCGUGCAGUAGGAGCAGCCGUAAUACAGUCUUCGACAUUUGCGGACUGGUUUGCUGAAAAGGCCAUUGACAGUAAUCGCGGCUUCCAGCAGUUGAAUACAACAUGCACCUCAACCCUUAAUGAGUCUAACCCAUGGUGGAGGCUGGAUCUGCUUGACGUUUAUCGAGUUAGUGAAGUGGUCAUCACUAACAGAAAUGACAGCUAUGCAGAACAAAUAAACGGAGCGGAAAUUCGGAUUGGAAACUCUUUGGAGAACAACGGCAGCAACAAUCCUAUAUGUGCUGUUAUUCCUGCUAUUCCAGCAGGUGAGUCCUACAGCUACUCGUGUAGUGGGAUGGAGGGACGUUACGUGAACCUAAUCAUUCCUGGAGACAUGAAGACACUCACUCUGUGUGAGGUGAAGGUCUAUGGAGAAGGUCCUUGUUUAAAAAAAAAACAUUUGUAAAAAUUCAAUUUAAAUCCAGCAAUGAUUUGACCGACCCUACAAUGAGAGAAAAUUUUCUGAAACAGGUGAGAG